CGUAGCUACCGCAGGUUUCGCAGUCGCUUCAAUUACAGCAAAAACAACCACAUUUUUAAAAAUUCAUCAAUUACUAAAGAAAACGAAACUUUAUUGUCAAACGAUCACUUUUACUGUUUCUUACUACAGUCCCCUCCAUCCGUGGAGCAGCAACAUCUAGCUGACGAUGAUAUUCAUCCGAUUAAUAACCAGCACAUAACUAUCGACAUCGAUGUGAGAACCGAUCAAAAUGAGAGCCCGAUUGCGGUGCUCACGAACGAAUGUGAUGAUCUUUCAAAGUGCUCUCCGAAAAGUCUCUCCAAACAAACAUCAUCUCUGAAGAAUAUUCCAGUUGCUUUUUCUUUCGUCUUGUAUGCGGUUGGUGUCAGUUUUUUAGCGGUUGUAAUAUCAUUAAUUUGGUACUACAUGAAUUGGAUUUUCGGCUUGCCAGCACUAGCUUUAGCGUUAUUAGCUGUGUUUUUAACAAAGCCAGGUUGGAGAUGGUUCUACAUUGCCGGUGCGACGUCUAAGCGAGAUCUAACAUACGUGAUUACUCCCCAGGUUAGAAGAAACUUGAAUGAUGCUCAGCAGGAAUUGAGGGCUCUUUGGGCAUAUAUAAAACUGCUUCUCUUAACCAGAAAGCUCGAGAAGAAAAAUUUGACAAUUGCGGAUAUUUUUCAAAAAAAUACUGCUAAACAUCCUGAUAAAAUUGCGAUUGUUAGUGAAACGCAAGCUUGGACUUUUCGGAAUUUGCACGAAUUUUCCAACCAGGUGGCUAAUGUUUUUCUGACUCAUGGAUAUAAGAAAAGCGAUGUUGUCGGUGUGAUGCUGGGGAACUGUCCAGAAUAUGUUGGAAUAUGGUUAGGAUUAUCGAAAAUUGGGAUAAUUACAGCCCUAAUUAACACUAAUCUACGCGGACAAUCAUUGUUGCACAGCAUUGCCGUAGCUAAAUGUACGGCCAUAAUUUACGGGGAAGCUUUUGCUCAAGUUGUCGACGAUAUCUCAAAGAAAAUCCCUUCAAAUAUUGCUUUUUAUCAAAUUAACAACGAUUUAAAUAUACCGGUGAAAAGCCCUUCAAGAAAUUUAAUGUCAUUACUUAAAACAGCCGCUACAGAAAAAAUAUCUGCUCCUGUGGAGCAUAGUUUCCACCAUGAUAAAUUAUUAUACAUCUAUACUUCAGGCACCACAGGACUGCCAAAAGCUGCUGUCAUCUCUCAUUCACGAUAUGUUUUCAUUGCGGCUGGAAUUCACUACACAUUGGGCUUCGAACAGAACGAUAUAUUUUAUACCCCUUUGCCGUUAUAUCACACAGCUGGUGGGAUAAUGAGUAUGGGACAAGCUUUGAUAUUUGGGUGCACAGUUGCCAUACGUAAGAAGUUUUCUGCGUCUAGCUAUUUUGCGGAUUGCUUUAAAUACAAUGCGACGGUUGGUCAGUACAUAGGGGAAAUGGCCAGAUAUAUUUUAGCAACACCACUUUCCGAAAAUGACCACAAACAUAAAGUGCGUAUGGUAUUUGGUAACGGAUUACGUCCUCAAAUUUGGCCGCGCUUUACUGAAAGAUUUAACAUAAGUAAAGUAGGUGAAUUUUACGGAGCAACCGAAGGCAAUGCAAACAUUAUGAACCACGACAACACAGUCGGAGCCAUUGGAUUUGUUUCGCGCAUAUUGCCUCAGAUAUAUCCUAUUUCGAUUAUAAGGGCAGAUCCCGACACUGGUGAACCGAUACGUGGUCCCAACGGUUUGUGUCAAUUGUGCAAACCUCAAGAACCAGGUGUCUUUAUUGGAAAAAUUGUACCAGGCAAUCCCGCAAGAGAAUUCCUAGGUUACGUUGAUCAAACUGCUUCAGCUAAAAAAGUGGUUUACGACGUGUUUAAAAAAGGCGAUAUGGCAUUCAUUUCCGGUGAUUUGCUUGUAUCCGAUGAAAAAGGUUACCUUUACUUCAUAGAUCGUACCGGUGAUACAUUUCGUUGGAAAGGAGAGAAUGUUUCCACAGGUGAAGUUGAAACUCAAUUAACCACCCUAGUUGGAUAUAGGGAUACAAUUGUAUACGGAGUUACCAUUCCAAAUACAGAAGGUAGAGCUGGUAUGGCUGCUAUUUACGAUCCAGAACGACAAUUAGACUUGGAUAGCUUCACGUUAGAUUUAAAAAAAGUAUUGCCUGUCUAUGCAAGGCCACAGUUUCUACGUUUUCUCACUAAGAUUGACUUGACUGGAACAUUUAAAUUGCGAAAAAUUGAUCUGCAAAAAGAAGGUUAUGAUCCGAAUAUCAUUACGGAUCCUUUAUAUUAUCAAACAUGUACAGGCAAAUAUGAGCCAAUCAGCAAAGAAGUCUAUAGCAUGAUCUGUCGUAAUGAACUAAAAUUCUAGAAAGGCGCGAAAUGGUCGUUCUAAAGUUGUUAGUUAUUAAUUUUAUCUAUUGAAUAAGAUUGAAUCAAAACUUCACAUAUUAGGUUCUUGUAGGCAGAUGGUUUUUUUAAUUGUACAGGUCUUUGGCUAUUUUAGUAUAUCGUAGAUCAAUGUUAUUUAAUUAUUUAUAACUUACCUUCAAUAAACUUGCCAAGUCUACAAAAUUUGGUUUUGGACCGCUUAUAUUUAGUUUAUAUAGUUUAUAAUACGCCAAGCGCAAUAUACUUAUUUUCUAAAAGAAUUCAUUUUAGAGGCCACUAAGGUAUUGCUUUCGAGUUUGGACUCUGUGUUUUUAUAUGCAUGUACCCUAAAAAUAAGUGCUCAAAAGCAAACAGAAGCUAUCUUUUGAUAAUGGAAUAAGUAAAAUUCAAUAUUAACGGAAAUCCAAACGCUCCAAUCUUUCUUAAUGCUCGAUGUUCCAAUAAGUAAUUUUUGAUAUACAAAUAUGGAAGAUGCGAUACAAGUUAAAAAAUAUUUCUUUUUAUCAUACUUAAGAUUUCAUCACUGUCGGAUUUAUAUAUUUUAUUUAUUUCGUGAAAGCCUUUUGCUUCAUUUACCGGUGAAAUUUGCAUUUUGAAAGACACGUUUUUAUUUUGCAUGUAUUGUUACUUUAAGAGGCCAUUUUUAGGCGAAAGAGAUUUUGUUAGAAGAAUGAAAGUUGUUAAAACGAACGCAGUUAAAAUUUCGCAAAUACUAUCGUCAUAUGUGCUAUGAGUAUUCACCUUUUUAAUUCUCAAAUUUUCAAUAUAAUUUGCUGUAUACAUGUCUACAUCUUUAUCUAUAUAUUAGAAUUAUUUUUGGCAAUCUUUACGUCUAGCUUAUAAAUUAUCAAAGAAAAUUUAUUAAAAUAUUUUUCCCUUUCCACAUAGUUUUAUCUGCCAGAAAUUUUAUAACCCAAAAAAAAGCAAAAGCAAACAAAUAUGUAUUCAUAAUAUUGCGCAUCAAAAAUUUUUAUACGCACCUAAUGAUUGAUGUUGGCGCUUGUCAUAAAAAGGCCGCUAUUAUGUCUUCGCAAAGAAAAUGAAGACUAACAUAAGCAUCAACGAAUUAACAUUUUUAUGAAAAAGCUACGGACGUGCUAUUUGUGCUAAUUUUAUGUUCAAUAAACUGUUCCUGAAUAUAUGCUUAAAUUUACAACUAUUUACAAAUGUAAAUAAAUGAGAAUAACGCGAAAAAUUUCCAAAAAUUUUAUUUAUUUAUUUCAUUAACUGAAUCCCGCUACGGACCAAGUCCUUACCUUAAGCUGUAAAAUAAUUUAAAAUGUAAUAUAAAGAAAAAAAAAAAACUAAAAAUAAGCAUGAGAUCAAGGUAUAAUGUACAACAAAAUUCGUCUAAAUCCUAAAUUAAGAUAUAUAUUGAUGAUAUAUAUUGAUGUGUAUUGAUGAAUGAAUAUGAGUUUAUUUAUACAUUAUUAAUAGUAACAAAUACGAAAGAAACAAAUAUAAAGGUGUAUUUUGAUUCAAUUUACCUUUAUAUAUGAAAGACUCAACGACUUAACAGUAAACCGACAGAUCAAGUAAAUGGUAGUGAUCGUUCAACAUUUGACACAUUACCCGAAACGGAUUGAACAACUGUACAGCAUCGGGGUGGCUGUAGUUGUUCUAUAGCACAAUACGUUUUCAUAUCUUACUAGGGAUAUUAAUAUUAAUAAGUUCUUCUAAAGCCAGCAAACAUUAACUUUGUUUAGCUUACAAAGGAAGGUUUAACCCACCAUUUGUUCCUUUUUUCAAGGGAAGGCAAAUCAAUGAUUUAUUCUUAUACAGUGGAAGAAGUGGGCUGGAUCCCACCCCAAACCUCACAAGGCAAACAUCAAGAACUCCCGUUGAACAGACUCCAAGAAAUCAAUAUGGCAUCUACAACUAGGAAGCCAAACCAUCGACGACGAGAAUUCAACAGUUGGUCUAAUUAAACAAGUAUACAAGCACUUCUUUAAAUUCUUUAGACCAUCUUUUUAUAAACCCUAAAAAUGAUUCAAUUUCAUCAACGGAUACUUCAGUAUGACUGUCAAACUUGAGUUUUGAAUCAAAAAUAACUUCUAAGACUUUGUAACUGAAAACAUUUUCCAAGAUGUUAUUGUGAGUACGAUAAUAAGAAGGCAUCGUUGCGUUCGGGUCUCUGGUUGUCGAUUACGGCAUAUAUCAGACGCAUCUAAAUUGUCAUUUUGAGGAAGUAAUCCUUUCUUAGCAGUCAAUUUUCGUUUCAAAAGCGCAGACAAAAAUUUAUUAUUAAAUAUAUGACCUAUUUGAGCUCCAAGUAUUCUAAGACUUUCUUAAAAAACGGUCUCAUCAUUCCACGUCAGAUAUUUAUCUUGUAAGCCUUUAGCUAAAUAAUUGUGUUGCCUGGCCUAUAACAGAUGCAGAGAAGUUCGUAAACGAUUCUUAUUAGCUGGAUCAUCUCAAAGCAAUAUUUGCCUUCUCGAAACAUUUCUGCACGAGAAUUGUAGCUUAUCCGGCCUUUGCUGUUCAUGAUCGUUAAUAUCGAGCAACGUCACGUUUAAGAAAGUUGUUAUGUGAUUAACCAUAUAAAAGAAGCGUCCAAUGGUAAUUGUGAUUAGAAUAUUUUUUAAAUUUUACUUAGCCUCUUAAACAGAAUUCCGGCGCAAACUGUCAUAUAUCUCUGGGUAUAUAAUAAAACUCUACGUACGUGGCUGUAGACGAAUUUGCCCAGUGUUAGCAUCGAUCUCAAGGUGUGUCACGGCCCUAGCUCACCUUUCGGUAGCGCGAUUAAAUUAUUUGAGCUGGCGCGCUGGACCGCAUGACAAUGAAAAAAAAAAAAAACAAAACAAAGAAAAUGCAAAUUAAAGAAUACUUGGUUCUUGAAAAACGGUGUAAGUCUAUUUAUGAAAUCUGUUGUCCGUCGUUCGUUGGUCCUCUUUUAGUCCGCGCACCCAUCCAUACCCCUGCUACAGCGGCGGCAUAUUCCGCUUAGCCGCUCAUUAUGAUUUAAAUUUUAUAGCCAAGCAAUUAUAAAUUUUAAUUUUUUUCUUAUUACCGCUGGCAUUUCGGUCUACAUCUAAUAAUACCUGACCGUUGAGAUGAUGAAGGGCCAGGUAGAGAGGUGGCAUCCUCGUGGCAGACACACGCUGGCUGCUCCAGGUGCUAAUGUUCCACAAUAGCCGAUGUGGGCGCAGUACAUACAAGAUCAUCGCCUCUUCUAGGCAAGGCAGGCGGCAGGUCCGGCAGCAAUGUUAGUAGGAACUAAUUUGCUCAGCCGCCUUACCGAACACCACACGUUAAUAGUAGACUUCCUUAGGCUGGUACGUUCACCGUUUCACUAGCCAUAUUUUGAUGCUUUCCUACUCGCUUUAAUUAAAGCGAAACCUCAAGAUUUUGCCAGAAAAAAAGUCUUCUUUUUUUCACAUAUAUUUUGCGAUUUUAACGACAUUGACAUUUGCCUUGACCUGUAUAACAAUACAUUCGUAUAUAAAUCAUAACUUUAUUACAGUAAAUUACACUUCUUAUCCGUAGUUAAAUUCUCAAUUUAAUUUAAUAAAAAUUUCUUUUCGUAAAUCUGUCACAUGCAAUUUUUCUCCUGUUCUUUAUUUUUGCAAAUCAACGCAAAUGCUAAUACGAAGGUUUUCUGUAUUGGAAAAGGUUUUACCUUCAUCUGCCGUAGCUUAAUUUUCUUUUCAAGUUUGGCUUGAUGAUUGGUAUGCCCUUUUUCCUUUUUUUUUAACUUUGUUGUCGCUUAUUUACUUAUUUCUCCUUUUUUUAUACAGAAUUUCACUUUAGUCCGCAAGAUAUUAUCAAUUUGUCAGGAAAAAACUUGCAAAUAAAACAUUUUUUCUUUCUUUUCUUAAUAA
This is a messenger RNA of Glossina fuscipes, 6187 nucleotides long. RefSeq names its product long-chain fatty acid transport protein 4-like. The transcript has 5 exons. Gene Ontology annotation, molecular function: long-chain fatty acid-CoA ligase activity; long-chain fatty acid transmembrane transporter activity. Gene Ontology annotation, biological process: triglyceride homeostasis. Lineage: Eukaryota; Metazoa; Arthropoda; Insecta; Diptera; Glossinidae. The record is from RefSeq and is a predicted model, not a curated record. The coding region runs from base 406 to 2346 and encodes 646 amino acids. Gene Ontology annotation, cellular component: endoplasmic reticulum.